Messenger RNA from Hyla sarda, 9804 nucleotides. Its product is annotated as xin actin-binding repeat-containing protein 1-like. The transcript has 5 exons. The record is from RefSeq and is a predicted model, not a curated record. The coding region runs from base 415 to 7488 and encodes 2357 amino acids. Gene Ontology annotation, molecular function: actin filament binding. Gene Ontology annotation, biological process: actin filament organization; actin cytoskeleton organization. NCBI's taxonomy places the organism in Eukaryota, Metazoa, Chordata, Amphibia, Anura, Hylidae. Gene Ontology annotation, cellular component: focal adhesion; stress fiber.
GUACAAUGUGACACGUUCCCGUUAACACUUCUCAAUGCUACUUCUCCAUAGCAUGUCCAUAAUGUCUUGUGUUCCCUGCAUGCAAUGAGGAUGAGGAUCUACUGACAAAGUGAGAACCUAUGACUCAGACUCUGCAGAGAAGAUGGAGCUAGAAGUCGUCCUGACAUCUGAACCAGUUGGAGAAGAAAAGAAAAGACAACAGAGAAGACGUCACUCAGAUGAAGAAAUCUGACAUUGAUACACCAGGAGAAUAACGUCACUGGAAAGUUUUAUCAAGGACAAGUAGAUCUUACCCUCUGUGAGGGAACUACAUAUUGUGAAGACAGCUGCAGUCUGUCCUGGACAAUACCAGAAAUAUAAAUCAACACUAAACGGAAGUCAGAAUAGAGAAGACAACCGGAUAUACCAGAAAAGAUGGCAGACAACAUCAAGAAGUUAUCACAGGAUGCGAUUACUGAAAAGAAACACGAAGCAGAUCUACCUUUACCACCUCCUCCCAACAUAGCACAACCUUCUAUUACAGUAUCAGGAGGACAAGAGCAAUGUUUUAUGCCUCCACCACCUCCACCACCACCACCACCAAAAGAGUCAUUUUCCAAGUUCUAUGAACAGAGACAAGUAAAUGAGUUAAAAAGACUUUAUCGCCAUAUGCAUCCAGAGCUGAGAAAGAACUUGGAGCAUGCUGUGUCCAGAGACAUUUCCGAACUGCUAAGCAAUGAUGAACCAAAUCAACCGGCUUCAGUGAACCUAGAUGCAGUUCUGCCUGGAGAGGUACAGUCCAUGCGUUGGAUCUUUGAAAACUGGAAAUUAGAUACCAUUGGAGAGCACCAGGCUAACCGGAAAUUGACUGAAGAAGAAGCUGUACUUGGCGGCAAUGUUAAAAACACUUCUUUAAUAUUUCAAGGCCAGAAAGAUGAUAGUGAUGAAAGGUUUUCAUCUGCGUUACCUGGAGAAGAUCAGACAAAGGGAGAUGUGAAGACGGCUUUGUGGUUAUUUGAAACUCAGCCACUGGAUUCAUUAAACAGAAUCUAUCCUGAAGACGCAGAUGUCCACCAAGCAGUGUUAAAAGAACCAGUUGAAAAAGGUGACGUUAAAGGAACCAAAGUUCUCUUUGAAACACAAUCACUAGAUGAAGUUGGUCGCUGCAACUCUGUAGAAGAACACAGCCUCCUCCAGCUUAAAUCUGAAAUACAAGAACUAAAAGGAGAUGUGAGCAAAACCAUCAAAUAUUUCCAGACAGAGCCCUUGUGUGCAAUAAGAGAUAAGACUGGAAAUAUUCAUGAAAUUAAAUCUAUUUGUAGGGAAGAAACUCAGAGCAAUGAUAUCAACACAGCCAGAUGGUUGUUUGAAACUCAGCCUUUGGACACUAUUAAUAAGGAUACAUCUAAAGUUCAGGUUAUUAGAGGGAUAUCAUUGGAAGAGAUAGCUAAAGGAGGAGUUAAUGCAACCAAAUGGAUAUUUGAAACUCAACCCUUGGACACAAUAAAAGAGAACCUAGACGAAGGAGUGUUUCAACCCUCUGUAGAUGCUGUUGAAGGGGUAGAUGUGAACAAGCAAUGCAGCAUCUUUGAAAAGCAGCCUGUUGACUCCAUAAAUGAACACACUGACAGUAAAUUUGCUGCCACAGAAGAAAUAUUACCUGGGGAUGUGAAGUCUACUUUAUGGCUCUUUGAAACACAACCAAUGGAAACCCUCAAAGGAAGAGAGGUUGGACAAUUAAAAAAGGUUGAGCUACUAAAGGAAGAAAGAGGAGCUGUUCAACAAAGGAAACAUGUGUUUGAGACAUGUUCUCUAGACAAGAUCACCAACAGAGAGGAAGAAGCAACAGGACAAUAUGGAACAGGCACAGAAGAAAUUAUGAAGGGAGAUGUGAAAUCAUUCAAAACCCUAUUUGAAACACUUCCACAUGAGAGUGCUAAAAACCAUAAAGGGGUUAAAGUCUCCAAUCAGGAUGAAAUUAGGUUGGGCAAUGUGAAAACAAAUCAAGCUUUGUUUGAAAGCACACCCCUUUAUGCUAUUGAAGAUAGUUUGGGCAACUACCAUGAAGUGACAUCUGUCAGUCGAGAGCAAUUAAUAAGUGGUGAUGUUAAAAAUUACAAGUGGAUGUUUGAAACAAAACCAUUGGAUCAGUUUAAUGAAAGUAUCCAAAAAGUAGAUAUCAUUAAAGGGAUCACAAAACAAGAAAUUCUGUCUGGCGACGUGGGAACAGUCAAGUGGAUGUUUGAAACACAACCUGUAGAUGUCAUUAAUUCCAAUAAAAUUGAAAGAGAUGAACAAGCCACAGCCCAGAAAGAAGUCUUACAAAAAGGUGAUGUUAACCAAUGUCGAUGGCUCUUUGAGACCCAACCUAUUGACCAGUUAUAUGACAAAUCCGAAAACAAACUGGAGAAAGAACCACCUGUACAAGGUAACGUCAACUCACACACUUGGAUGUUUGAAACCCAACCACUUGAUUCCAUUGGAGACUCCAAAGAGCGUUAUAUAAAAGUAAGCCUUGCUUCCCCAGACAGCCUGGAAGGUGUUAAUGUAAAAACAACUAAGCAUUUAUUUGAGACUGAACCUAUUGACAAACUUUCUUCUACAAAAGAGCAGAGAAAAAUGAUUAGGUAUUCUAGUCGUGUUGAAAUCCAGUCAGGUGAAGUGUCCAGGGUGAAGGAGAUCUUUGAGUCGAAGCCAAAUGUGAGUGUCCCACUUCAGAAGACAGACAUUCCUACAGAAGGAAAUAUACCAGCUGGUGCAGUAAAUAAAUUUACUUGGCUUUUUGAAAAUUGUCCAAUGGACUCUAUGUCAGUUCGGGAAGAUGGAAUUCAAGAAUUACCCCCUGAAAAAGAUAUAGAAGGUGGAGAUGUUGGAGGAAAAAAAUUUAUCUUUGAAACAUAUGCUUUGGAUCAGAUCCACCAAGAUUCUGAUGACAAAGAGAUAUGCAAAGUGCAAGAAGCUGUUAAUAAAGGAGAAGUAAAGACUUGUACUAUGCUCUUCGAUACCAAGCCUUUAUAUGCAAUUCAGGACAAAGGAGGGAUAUACCAUGAGGUAACAUCUGUAAAGAAGGAAGAAAUUCAAAAAGGGGAUGUAAAGGGUGCAAAAUGGCUGUUUGAAACAAAACCCCUUGACAUGAUCCAUAAGGAUGAAGAAGUUUUUGUUAUCAGAGCAGUGACACAGGAAGAUAUUGAAAAAGGCUGUGUCAAGUCUGCCCGCUGGAGGUUCGAAACAGAACCAUUGGAUUCCAUUACUGACACUGAAAAGCACACAGCUAGAACAGUAGAUGAUGUACAGAAGGGUGAUGUCCAAAUAAAUAGGCAGCUAUUUGAAUCACAAAAAGUAAACCAGAACAAGUAUGUUAGACUAGUUAGUGUCAGUGAUGUACAGAAGGGAAAUGUUAGGACAUCUACAUGGCUCUUUGAAAACCAACCAAUUGAUUGUUUAAAAGGAGAAGAUCAAGAACAUUGUGGCAUCAUAAAAGUACAAAGAGAAGACAACCAGAAAGGUGAUGUCAAGAGAUGUACAUGGUUAUUUGAGUCUCAACCCUUAGAUAGCCUAAAAGACACUGAAAGCCCAGCAGCUCCUCAGACUACUGAAGACAUUCCCAAAGAUAAUGUGAAGAGUACAACAUGGCUGUUUGAAAGUACACCACUAGAUAAAUGUAACUAUAAAUCAUCAACUGGUGUUGAACAGAAAGAAAUAAGUGUAAAAGACACGCUGGAUGCGUUCCUUUCCCAUAAUAUAAUUCAACAUAAAGGAAUAGUCAUCGAAAACAAUAACAGUGGAAAUGUGAAGAUGAUAAAAUAUCAGUUAUCAACACAAACAGCGACUGAUAUCCAAAAGGAAGAAAUAGUUGGAGGUAACCUGCAAAGAAUACUAAUACAGCUACUCCACAGAGCUGAUGUAGAGCCUCAUGGUCUACUGGUUGAGGAAAACAGCAGCGGGCAGAUCAUUGCAACUAAAUUGACUCUUCUAAAUGCUGUCCAGUCAACAGAACAGGAAGAAGAACAUGUCAGGCAUAAUGUAGCCAAAGCUCUUAAAAUAUUGCCAAAUGAGGAUGCUUCGACAAAAACUGGUAUCAUAAUGGAGGAAUCAGAAAGUGGGUCAGUCAAAAUUAUUAUCUAUGCUCUGUCAUUGCAGUGUAAAUUUAACAUGGCUCAGGGGGAUAUCCUCAAAGGAAAUGUCAAAUCCACAAUUGGGAAUCUCCUUGCGAGUGGCCAAGAAAAUAAAUGCAGAAGUUCGGUGACUCGUGAGCAAAACGAAAAAGGAAAUGUCCACUUGUUCACAAGUUGCAUUGAAAAAGGUGACCUUGGAUACUUGAAAAGUCUUCAAGAAGAAUCAGAAUUAGAUGCUCUAGCAUGUUCUCAGAGUGAAUCAAUGCAGCAAGAGACAACCGAACAAUGUAAGCAGUCAGACAAUCAAAGCAAAGUUGGUCCACAAUGUGUGUUUGUUGCAUCAACGCCUAUAUUCCACCCUGUACAACCCCAUAAAAGUGUGAAAGAAUGUGUUGUGGAUGGAAUUGUGAAAAGUACCGAUGCCCAGGCUUCUUCUUGUUGCAAAAUAGAAAAAAGGAACAUCUCUCUGAGUAAUACUGCAGAAAGCAAUACUAUAUUACAAAAAAGUAUUGACACCAAGCAAACUUCUGCACAUCAAAAUACCUCUACGCUGGAUAAAUCGUUUUGUGUUGUGGGUUCUACCUGUAAUGCAUCACAAAAUAACAGUACCACUGGAACCGAUCUACAAGCCGCAUUGUUGGAUCUAAGACAGGCCACAGCUGAAGCUAGAACUAUCCAAAAACAAGCUCAAUGUAAGAUAAAGAGUAGCUCUCAAGAAAUCCAUCUUACCAACAAGGAAGCAAAAAGAAAUAGGACUCAACCAGUUCAAGCAACUUUACAUCCAGAACAUGCAACAGUAAAGCAGACAGCAAGUGUCAUGACCACAGCUACAGAUACAAAGACAUGUUAUGCAAGUCUUCAAACAUCUACUUCGGCCACCAAAAAGGUCAGUGUUUCUGAGGAGGAGAAACCUUCACGUGAGACUAGAGCAGAAACUAACAUCAUUAACAACAAUGCUGAGCCCCCCAAAUGUGCAAAAAACUAUUUAAAUCCCUUUAGUGAUUGUGACUAUAAGGCACAAAUAGAACAAGAAGAAAGGGACCAAGAUAUUGUCAGGGGGGAUGUAAAGGCAACCAUCAGAGCAUUGCAGAAUGCUUCAAAAGAGCAGAAAGAAAUAGAAAAGGAAGAAGUUGUAAAGGGUAAUUUAUCGUCCACCCUUGAAUCCCUUCAAAAGUCUAAUGUAAAUGUAUCUAAGGGUGACUUUAAAGCAGCUAUGAUAUACAGAAAUGCAGGGCAAUCUUAUGCUGCAUGUAAAAGGAAUUCUGAUGUUCAGCAUAUCAAAGAUCAGGCUAUGGCAAAGUCAAUGCAACCAUCUGAUAAUAACUCUCCUCCUUCUCCAGCUCCUGUGACUGAACAAGAAGUGUGCCAAGCUCUCACUUCAAGUAAUGUAGAAGCCACAAAGGAUGACUCCAAAACGGUGAAUAAUCCUAUGCCAAAUACUCAAGAUUGCAUUGCAAAGGCUUGCAGAAAUACAGUAGAUGAAAACACUAAUGCCUCCCAAACUUGCCAAAUGGUACAAAGAAAAAAGCCAGCACUGCCACCAAAACCAAAGCAUUUGUUACCUGGUAUACGUCCACCGCCUAGACACAAAAACAAGGCCUUCUUGGCUACAUCAUCUCCAGUUUCUAGCCCUUCAACUCCAUCUGAAGAAUGUUGUUUUAAAGAUAUAACAGAACCAGCCAAUAUGACAAUGAAAACACAGUCUCCAAGUAACGUCCCAAAUGCUUGCAUGUAUCCCUCUACAAACAUAAAUUCUGAAACCGAAAAGGAAAUGCUUCUUCCCCAUGAACACAAACUAUGCAACCAAAACAAUGUGGUUACCAGUCAAGAUCAGACGUAUCAGGAAGAAGGUGUGAUCAAACUCGACCAAAAAACCAAGGAAGCUGAAUCAUUUGAAUGCAGCGCUUCUAUAGAUUCUAACCUAACUGCUCAUACAAUGUCAGAAUGCCAUACAAGACAAAGUCCAGAAGAAGUAAUAAAUAAAGAGAACCUAUCGGAAAAUUUGAAAAGUGAAGAAGUGUCAAACAAGUCAGCUGUUCAUGUGACACAGUCAAGAACCAAUGUUAGUGAUGCUGAUAACAAGAAUGUAGUCAUGAGAGUCAAGCGAAACAAGGAAUCAGAAGAUGCAAGACGUCAACGAUUAUCAAUUCAUAUGGAUGAGAUCAUGAAAGACAACAUAAGGACAGCAACAGAUAUUUUUGAAAAUCUGAAAAAACAAGAUGAGUUGGAAAAGAUUUUGGAAAAAGUAACAGAAUUGGAAGAAAAGAGCAGCACUGUUGAUGUCAAGUCCAUGAGGGGCUUAUUUGAGACUGUUCCAGACUGGGUGGUAAGUUCCAAAGAACAAGCUUUCCCUCUUAAGUUAGAAGAGAAUCAGAAACAUGAAAGAUUUGAGCUGCAAAGAGAAGAUUCUGAAAGUGUCUCAUCAGUAGAACUUGCCUUCGAGGACCUCGAAAGGGCAAGUGCUGAAAUCAAACAUUUAAAAGAGCAGACCCUGGCCAAAAUUCUGGACAUUGAAGAAACAGUUAAGAAAGCACUUUAUGCUGUGUCCAACCUAAAAUCUGAUUCUGACAUUGUAAGCCUUUCAGGUCUGUUUCGUGAAUCUUUAGGUGUAUGUAGCAAUGCUACCAAUAACAUAAGAAAAAUUAGUAUUGUUUCUAGUAAAGCAAAACCAGAAAAACCAACACAACUAUUUGAACAAAAGUGUCCAGAAGCUGUAAAUAAUUUAAAUAAUCAGGAAAAAAUAGAACAUAAGAAAACAGAGCUGGAGGUGACUAGCAGUGUCUCCAGUCGACUUUCUCCUACAUCUCCAUCUUUUAUUACUAUAGAGUCUGCAGCCAGGAAGACCUCACAGCACAACAGUUCUCUGCCCUCAGCUACUAUUUCAAAUCAGACUGGAGGAAUGUCUCAAGGUGUUAAUGGAAAAGACCAAAAUGGGAUUAAUCCUCUAGAGCGUUUGGAUCCUUUUCAUCAGUGGAGUGUAUGUGACAAUGGACAGUCACCUGCAUCGCUGGGUAUUCCCAUGGUACAUGAACAAAACCCCAAAUCACCAUCAAGUCCAAAUUCACAAAGGCAAAAAAGUGUCUUAGAGUUGAAAACUGGUCCAGAAGGUCCAAAAGUAAUUGGAACAACAAUAGUUACUGAAAAAUAUGAAGAAUCUGAUGAGUAUGGAAACAAAAUCGUAAAGUCCAAGACAUCUACAACUGUUACGAAACAAUCAGACACUCAUGGCUCUUCAACGUUUGAGUUUGUAUCUGCCCCUCCUCGCUAUGAGGUCACCGCUUCUCCUAUUCUUAGAAGACAUGUAAUCUCGUCUGUAGACCACUCUAAUAACAAAGGAAAUGAGACCGGUGUGGUAUUUGUCACUUUUGGGAAUUCAAAACCAGCUAAGAAAUGAUGACUUCAUAGGGUGGUCUUCUAUAACCAGACUGUGCCCGGCUGCAUUAUACAGACCAACAACUGAUUCAGACAAAUCAGGACAAUUCUUACUUUUUUAAUUUGGUUUAUAUUUUAUACACCGAAAGAUUAUCAGUUAAUGUAAUCUCAAUGUGCCAUGCUAAUAACAAGAGAAAAUCCCAGCUCUUCUCAAUGUACUGUUCCAUGAAUAUGUCUUUGUAUUACCAGACCAUUAUUAUUAUAUUCCUCUUACACUUUAGAUAAAGUAAAAAAAAUUAACAUAAUACAGUAAAUCUGGGGCUACAGUAUAACUGUAUUGGUCAGAAAAACUGAGCAUAAAUUACAACUAAAGGAUGUUACCUCAGAUAUAGAGUAUAAAGACGGACCCGGCCAUAAACAUGCACAGUUGGCCACUAUUGUAUGUUACUGUAUCACUCAUGGGAAGAAAGGAGGAGGCCUGUUAAGGAGAAGGUCUCCAUUGGGAGGCAACCAGGACACCCUUAUAUAUAUAAGAUCAUUGGCCGCUAGUGGGUUUGGCCAAUUUUUAUCUUUUAUGGCCAACUUAACCCAGCUUCAAACUUAACUCUUACUUUGACUUAGUGCAAUAUGUUAUUUGGCAUCAUUUGUGCAAACUUCAUUUUAUACAUUGGAUAGUGAUAGCCAAAUAUUUUUUGCCUUUUAAAACACAGCCUGAUAAUGGGUUACAUUGGGUGGAAUUUGCCCAUAACAUAUGCACAUGGUAGUGUCUUAUAACUGAUAAAUCUUGAAGAAAAUUCUUAAAGGCUAUCAACACCUUUUCUAUACAUUUUCAAAUUUUUAUUUGGUUCCUGUAUGCAAAAUUAAGUAACUUUCUAAAUCAUUCUUAUUCAAAAUUAUCUACCAAUCAAUAUACCAAUAAUCCAUGCACCGCCAAACCCAGAGGAAAAAGGAAAACCUUAAAUAAUCCAUCUUACAGACUUUCUGCUCUGUCAAUGUUAGAGAUAGCAGCAAAUACAGAGAUGGAGUCAAGGGUGUAGCUAUAGGGGGUGCAGAGGUAGCAGUUGUACUGGGGCCCUGGUGCCUAAGGGGGCCCCAAAGCACAUCUGGCCCAUAAGAGACCAGUAUUAUAAUUGGCACAUGGGGGCCUGUUGCAGAUAAUGCAUCGGGGCCCAGAAGCUUCAAGUUACGCCUCUGAAUGUAGUUGUAAAUAGAAGUUAAAAGUAUGAACAGAGGGGAGAACAUACAUGGAGGGCCGCUUCAACAGGAAUUCCAGGGGCCGUGUACAACUGUAGAGAAAAAUCAGAGCACAUACAGCAAACUAUAGACCCCUAAGCACACAUGCAGCAUGUAUUACUGCGAGGGCACAACAAGCUAGGAGCAGGCUGCAAAUUAUACAUCAGGGGGUCUGAAAAUGAAUAAAGGAAUGAAGACUGCAGACUCAAACUAAGUGCAACCUUUUUUUUAACUCAGUAGGGAGAUUCUCAAAAACUACUGUAAUUUCUGUUCCAGUGAUAUUAUUGACACCUUGUUUUUUCUACUCACAUUUUCAAAGGUCUCUUGUGCUGCUAUGAAAAUAUGUGAAAAUUCAUUUUCGUGCCACUUUUGUUUUUUUCUUGCGACAAUUUUUUGUUGUUGCAGCCAUAAUGGAUUUUUUGUGCCAAAACUGCAGAGUUUGACACCAAAAUUGCAGAUUUUUGUGCCAAAUUUUACAUCCCAGAAAAAUCUGGUGGAAACAUCUCCCAAAAUAUUCCAUGGUUACUAGUGCCCAGACAAGCAAUAACUCUAUAGAUAAAACAUUUCUGAGCUUAAAUGUGAGCGCAGGUGCAGUGUGACCAAGAAAAAAAAAGAAUCAAAAAGCUGGUGGGAAAUUUUUGAUGUAAACUGGACUCUCACCCCUUUGAAAAUAUAAUGUAAAGCAGACAAUAUACGUGGACAUGCCCACUUUUACAAAACUGACGUGAACAGUGUAAACCGCGGCACAAAGCUCUUUGAAAAUGUAGUCGAUACUUUUCGCGCCAACAUUUUUGGGUGCAAAAUUCUUUGAGAAUCUCCCCCAAUGUAUCCAGUAAUUUCAAAGGUGUCCAUAGUCUUUAACAGUAACACAACUCAAAUGACAUUUCUUUGUUAACUCAAUCAGAACUAUAAGAAUUUGUAUGCUUUUCUUAACAUGAUCAGAUUUUGGACUGUUAAAAUAUUUGAGAUCCUAAUUUAUUAUUUAUAAGAUUGUUUUUUUUAGAGUUUAUGCAUCAAAUGCUGCAUUUAUAGAGAUAUUACCUUUGUAUAGUAAUUCUUUUCUGAUAAAAAAUCUUUUUUAAAUCUUAUACACUACUGUCUGUGA